Trichoderma breve is the source of this 1476-nucleotide messenger RNA. Its product is annotated as diacylglycerol kinase catalytic domain-containing protein. Bases 1 to 1476 code for a protein of 491 amino acids. Gene Ontology annotation, cellular component: intracellular membrane-bounded organelle; membrane; cytoplasm. NCBI's taxonomy places the organism in Eukaryota, Fungi, Ascomycota, Sordariomycetes, Hypocreales, Hypocreaceae. The transcript is spliced from 3 exons. The record is from RefSeq and is a predicted model, not a curated record. Gene Ontology annotation, biological process: sphingosine biosynthetic process.
AUGCAGGACCCCGUACGACUUGCGAGUAUUGAGAACGGCGCAAAGAAGAUGGUGGCCUCUGAAGCAAUUGGGAUGCGCCUGGGUCUUGGGGGAAACAAGACGCUGACGAUUGGCGAGAAGGAUCUCGUUCUUUUUGAUGGCAAGGGGAAACACACGAUUCCGCUGUAUAAUGUCCUGUGGGCUGAAUUGCGUGACGAUUCUCUGGUAGUGGACUACGCGGCACCGCGGAAGUCGUCGCUGAAGUUGCAGAAGUGGACGUUUGCACUCCCGACUGCAGAGGUGGAGGCUGGCGGUCCGUCGCCUGAGACGUUUGUGUCGGCGCUCAUUGCUGCCGCGUAUGGUGAAGCGAAGCCGCGAAAGCGUGCAUAUGUGCUUAUCAACCCGAACUCGGGCCCUGGAGGAGCGGUGGGCAAGUGGAAGAAGCAUGUCAAGCCAAUCUUUGACGCUGCUAGAAUGGAAAUGGACGUGGUGAACUUGAGCAGGGGCGGAGAGGCGACGGAGCUUUCGGAGAAGGCGGACCUUGACAAGUACGAUACCAUCAUGGCGCUGUCGGGAGAUGGAACGCCGUUUGAAAUCUUCAAUGGGCUCGGGAAGAGACCUGAUGCUGCGAAGGCGUUAGCUAAGAUUGCUGUGAGCCACAUUCCUUGCGGAUCGGGCAAUGCGUUUUCGCUGAACUGCAACGGCACCAAUGAUGCUGGACUGUCGGCCCUAGCGGUUGUAAAGGGCGUGGUGAUGCCAUUGGAUCUUGUGUCCAUCACACAAGGCGAUCGACGCAUCCUCUCGUUCCUGUCCCAGGCUUUGGGGCUCAUUGCCGAAAGCGACCUGGGCACGGAAAAUAUGCGCUGGAUGGGCAACACGCGUUUCGAAGUUGGCUUGGCGACGCGCGUUUUCAAGAAGAAGUCGUAUCCUUUCGACUUGUCUGUCAAGUUGGAGAUUGAGGGCAAGGAGAUGAUCAAGCAGCACUACAAGAAAUAUGCUUCUGAUUCCGCUCUUUUGAACGUGGAUGCUGAGGUUGCAGCGGCUGGGGAAGAGGGCUUGCCAAAGCUGAAGUACGGGACGGUCCAAGAUGAGAUUCCGGGAGACUGGCAGACAGCGUCUCAUGACAAUAUCGGCACCUUUUAUGUCGGAAACAUGGCUUACAUGUCACCCGACGCCAACUUCUUCACUGCUGCCGUGCCCACGGAUGGUCUUAUGGAUCUGGUCAUGAUUCCUGCGGAUAUCUCACCCGUGGCCGUCACCAAGGCUCUUCUCGCUGUUGAAUCGGGCAAAUUCUUCGAUAACCCUCACGUCACGUACAAGAAGAUCUCGGCUUACCGCAUCACCCCUCGGAACCAACAGAGCGGCUACAUCAGCAUCGACGGAGAGCGCAUUCCUUUCGAACCGUUCCAAGCGGAGAUCCAUAGGGGUCUUGGGCGCGUCAUCUCGAAGAAGGGAGUGUAUGAGGCAGAGGGCCCGGCCGGAUGGGAGAAGGCAUAG